This is a messenger RNA of Amblyraja radiata (thorny skate), 6598 nucleotides long. Its product is annotated as exportin-1-like. The record is from RefSeq and is a predicted model, not a curated record. Gene Ontology annotation, biological process: protein export from nucleus; ribosomal large subunit export from nucleus; ribosomal small subunit export from nucleus. Gene Ontology annotation, cellular component: nucleus; cytoplasm. The coding region runs from base 1 to 3204 and encodes 1067 amino acids. The transcript has 24 exons. Gene Ontology annotation, molecular function: nuclear export signal receptor activity; small GTPase binding. NCBI's taxonomy places the organism in Eukaryota, Metazoa, Chordata, Chondrichthyes, Rajiformes, Rajidae.
AUGCCAACAAUCAUGACCACCGAUCACCCCGCACGUCAGCUUUUGGAUUUCAACCAGAAGCUUGACAUCAACCUGCUGGACAACGUAGUAAAUUGUUUGUAUCACGGGGAAGGCCCCCAGCAACGAAUGGCACAAGAGAUAUUAACUCAUUUGAAGGAGCAUCCCGAUGCGUGGACCAGGGUGGAUACCAUACUAGAGUUUUCUCAGAACAUGAACACAAAGUACUAUGCCUUGCAAAUACUGGAAAAUGUGAUUAAAACACGUUGGAAAAUACUCCCCAGGAAUCAGUGUGAAGGAAUAAAAAAGUAUGUCGUGGGUUUAAUAAUUAAAACGUCUUCAGAGACCUUGGAGAAAGAUAAAGUUUACCUUGGAAAACUGAAUAUGAUUCUUGUACAGAUUCUCAAACAUGAAUGGCCCAAAAAUUGGCCCACGUUCAUAAGCGACAUAGUGGGUGCCAGCAGAACCAGCGAGUCUCUGUGUCAGAAUAACAUGGUUAUUCUGAAGCUGCUAAGUGAAGAGGUGUUUGAUUUCUCCAGCGGGCAGAUGACGCAGGUGAAAGCCAAGCAUUUAAAGGACAGUAUGUGCAAUGAAUUCUCACAGAUAUUUCAGCUCUGUCAGUUUGUGAUGGAGAACUCUCAGAAUGCCCCUUUAGUCCACGCGACACUGGAGACUUUGCUACGGUUUCUGAACUGGAUCCCUUUAGGUUAUAUCUUCGAAACCAAACUCAUCACCAGCUUGGUGUACAAGUUUCUGAAUGUGCCCAUGUUUCGGAAUGUGACAUUGAAGUGUUUGACUGAGAUUGCUGGCGUCAAUGUCAGUCAGUACGAUGAACAAUUCGUCUCGUUGUUUACAUUAACGCUCAUCCAACUCAAACAGAUGCUACCCGCCAAUACAAACAUCCGGCUGGCUUAUGCAAACGGAAAGGACGAUGAGCAGAAUUUCAUCCAGAACUUGAGUCUCUUCUUGUGCACUUUCUUGAAGGAACACGGCACCUUGGUGGAAAGGACAAUGGAGCUCAGAGAGGGACUCUUAGAUGGUCUACACUACAUGAUCCUGAUCUCGGAAGUGGAAGAGAUUGAGAUUUUCAAGAUUUGUUUGGAGUAUUGGAAUCACUUGGCGGGAGAACUUUACCGGGAGAAUCCCUUCUCCAUCAGCGCCUCUCCAGCUCUGGGCAAUCCUCACAGUGAUGUCCCACCGAGGAGGCAGAUCUACCUACCGGUCCUAUCAAAGGUGAGGCUUAUCAUGAUCAGCCGAAUGGCGAAACCAGAAGAAGUGCUCGUUGUGGAGAAUGAACAGGGGGAAGUGGUUCGGGAAUUCAUGAAGGACACGGACUCCAUCAAUUUAUACAAAACGAUGAGGGAGACACUUGUCUACCUCACGCAUUUAGACUAUGCAGACACCGAGUGCAUCAUGACUGAAAAGCUGCACAACCAGGUGAACGGCGUGGAAUGGUCGUGGAAGAACCUCAACACCUUGUGCUGGGCCAUCGGCUCCAUCAGCGGUGCCAUGCACGAGGAGGACGAGAAACGGUUCCUUGUCACCGUCAUCAAGGAUUUGUUGGGUCUUUGUGAGCAAAAACGUGGGAAGGAUAACAAGGCCAUCAUUGCCUCGAAUAUAAUGUACGUGGUGGGGCAGUAUCCCCGGUUCCUGCGAGCUCACUGGAAGUUCCUGAAGACUGUGGUGAACAAGCUCUUCGAGUUCAUGCAUGAGACACAUGAUGGCGUGCAGGAUAUGGCUUGCGAUACAUUCAUCAAGAUCGCACAGAAGUGUCGGCGUCAUUUUGUGCAGGUGCAGGUGGGAGAGGUGAUGCCGUUCAUCGAUGAGAUCUUGACCAACAUCAACACUAUCAUAUGUGACCUGCAGCCUCAUCAAGUCCACACGUUCUAUGAAGCUGUUGGCUACAUGAUUGGAGCACAAACUGAUCAGACGGUGCAGGAACAUCUGAUUGAGAAGUACAUGCUUUUGCCUAACCAAGUGUGGGACAGCAUAAUUCAGCAAGCAACCAAGAACGUGGAUAUACUGAAGGAUGCGGAGACGGUGAAGCAGCUCGGCAGCAUCCUGAAGACCAACGUGCGAGCCUGCAAGGCCGUCGGGCACCCGUUUGUAAUCCAGCUGGGACGGAUCUACCUGGACAUGCUCAACGUCUACAAGUGUUUGAGUGAGAAUAUCUCGGCUGCGAUCCAAGCUAACGGUGAAGUUGUUACCAAGCAGCCGUUGAUCAAAAGCAUGAGAACGGUGAAGAGGGAGACGCUGAAGCUAAUAUCUGGGUGGGUGAGCCGAUCGUCCGACCCACAGCUGGUUGCGGAGAACUUUGUGCCGCCGCUACUCGACGCAGUGUUGAUCGACUACCAGAGGAACGUCCCUGCAGCUCGGGAGCCUGAGGUAUUAAGCACCAUGGCCACCAUAGUGAACAAACUGGAGAACCACAUCACCGCUGAGGUCCCGCAGAUCUUUGACGCCUUGUUUGAGUGCACUCUGGAAAUGAUCAACAAGGAUUUUGAGGAGUAUCCAGAGCACAGGACUAACUUCUUUCUGCUUCUUCAAGCAGUCAAUAGUCACUGUUUCCCAGCUUUCCUGAACAUACCUCCAGCCCAGUUCAAAUUGGUCCUUGACUCCAUUAUCUGGGCUUUCAAACACACCAUGAGGAACGUGGCUGACACAGGUUUGUCUAUUCUUUAUACGCUGCUGCAGAACGUUGCACAAGAGGAAGCGGCUGCACAGAGCUUUUACCAAACCUAUUUCUGCGACGUUCUCCAGCACAUAUUCUCAGUGGUGACGGAUACGUCACAUACCGCAGGGUUGACGAUGCACGCUACCAUCUUGGCAUACAUGUUCAGCUUGGUGGAAGAUGGCCGCAUCACUUUGUCUUUGAGCCCAGCUACUCCCAACGUGAACAAUCAGAUCUUCGUGCAGGAGUUUGUGGCCAACCUGCUGAAAACUGCCUUCCCUCACCUCCAAGAUGCACAGAUUAAGAUUUUUGUGACUGGCCUGUUCAGCUUAAACCAAGACAUUCCAUCAUUCAAAGAACAUUUGAGAGAUUUCCUUGUCCAGAUAAAGGAAUUUGGUGGAGAAGACACCUCGGACUUGUUCCUGGAGGAGAGGGAAGCGGCCCUGCGGCAGGCCCAGGAAGAGAAGAGAAAGCUGCAGAUGACAGUGCCUGGGAUAUUGAACCCACACGAAAUAGCCGAGGAGAUGUGCGACUGAGCGAUCCCAAAGUGUGAAAGAGAAUAGUGGCGGUGGGGUGGGGAGGGGGUGGGCAUGAAUGCGAGAAGGGGCUGUGAAGAGGGGGAAUUGGUGAAAAUGGACAACCGAACAAGCCCCUCCCAUCCAUCAAAUGUGGGGGGGGGGGGGGGGGGGGUUUAAAAUUCCAGUUUUGUUUCCUGGUAUUACAACACCAGUUGGUCGCAAGAGCAGGGGAUUCCAUCGCCCAAAGGUUCAUUCUUUCUCUCUGGUUAAGAUCUGCUUGCAAAUUGUGUACCCAAACAUCUCAAUCUGUAGCUGCUCUUCCCAGCUGCACGAUCUGAGCUCCUUUUAUACAUCUUUGAGCUUAAGGCUGGCUGGCUCACAAAGAGUGACAUACAAUGUUUUGUAAAGAACGAGGUAAUUUGACCGAAUCCAAAAAACAAAUGAAGGCUCUGCCGUGGGAUUUGGGCUGGGUGGGGGUGGGGUGAAAGGGUAGUUGGUCGAGUCGUUCUUUGGCCCCCCCCCCAGAUAAGGGCUCGAGUGUCGGGGAGAGAGUGAAGGACCCACUCAGUGCGCGAUGUAUAACCUGCUCCUGCUCACCAUGUGUACAUAUGCUGUGAAUUUUUCAACGUGUGCCUAGCCUUUGUAUCUUCAACCCCUCCCUCUCCCCUCCCCUCCCCUCAAUCAGUGAAAAUGCCAGGCUGUGCCUCUUAGGGUGUUGUGGCAACUGUGUGUUGUCGACAGAAAUAUUGGAGGAAGGUCAGGGUCAAUGGUCAAGAAGGAACGGUUCUUUCCGUAGCCCCGAAAGGAUUCUGCUCGGUGGGGCUGGGAGGGAGAGGGGGAGGGGGUGUGGGUAAGGAUUUGGAAUAUUUUAAAACUUAUCAGCACUUCAGUUUUUAAGAUAACCGUUCUCUUUUGAUGCCAAAUGUGCAGGUGUCCUAGCAUCAUCCUUUGUCCUGUGUGCGUGUGUGUGUGUGUGUGUGUGUGUGUGCGUGCGUGCGUGCGCGUGUGUGUAUAAACAGUGUUAGGGCACAUUCCCUCAGGGAGUGGGAGAAGGCACCAGUGCGUAGCCCUGUGGGUGCAGCUACCUUCUAGCCUUGCGAGCGAGAGGUGUGAUAUUUCAUUAAUUCCAUGGCACACCAACCAACUCAGCCUGUUUAGUUCUCCUCCCAUUCUUUCCCUGCUGUUUGUCUGGACGCUUGGCACACAUCCUAUCUGUCCGUGUGCCUAGCACUGACCCUGCCUACUUUGUUCUCCCCCGCGCCCGACAUCUCAAUUCCUCUCUCCCCCCCCCCAUUUUAAUGUGUGAUCUCCCCACUCUCCUCCCUUCCCAUGGCUGACAAACUCCAUUUUCACUAUCUUGUGAAGUUUACAAAUCUGCAGACAUUUGGAGUGUAAGGGAUCAAUUGAUUUUUGCAAUUAUGUUUUUCGCUAUCAUCGGUUAUGCUGUUUGUCUCAACAUGUGGCCUGCUCUGCUGAAACCACUGGAGCUUCACUUUGGGAAAGGAAAAUUGGAAGCGUGCAGAGUUUAGGAUGGUUUAAAAUUACAAUGUAUACUUGUUUCUUCUGUUGGGAGUGGUGACGUGAAUAGGAAUAAUCCGUAUCGAAGCCAUCCUCUGCAGGGGAGGGGGGGAAGGGGGUUCAGGAAGAAAGAAUACUUGGAUUUCAAAGUGAGGAACGCAGUGUUUGUGGCAUAGGAGAGGAGACUGCGGAUGCGGGAAUAUGAAGUGAAAAUGAGUUGGUGGAAGAACUCGGCAGGUCAAGCAGCAUCUGUGGAGGCUAGAGGAUGGUUGCCUUGCUUCCACAGGGGCUACCUGACCUGCUGAGUUCCUCCUGCUGUUCAUUCAGUGGGCUCGCCAGUUUGUCUCCUCUUCACAACAAGAACGUUCAACUACCUGAUUAAUGGGUUGAUGGAGCCACAGGAGGUAAUUAUGAUUAAGGAAGUGGAAUUGAGGUAGCAUUAGCUUUGAGGAACCUGAAUAAACACUCAUGUUUCACUCUAUCCAUCAUUCCGUUCAGUAUCGUUAAUCUGUUUCUUUCUCUCGUAACUGAGGGAGCCUUGUUAACACGAUGCUUCUGAUAGUUUAUAAACUAAAUUAUUAAGCCAUGUCUUGUGCACCCUCAAUAGAAAUGAUGAUCCUUCUGCGCCUGGGUUUUUCGUACAGUAAAUCCAGCUCCUCUUUUCCAGGGAUUGUAGGGUGGGAGCAGAGUCUCGAGUCAGAUGACAUAAAGAUCUAGAAUGGAAAUAAAUAGCUGACGGUGAACCCAUUGAGAGGUGCCACAUGUCUGAUUUAGAGUUCGGCUCCUCCAUUUCCAUUACAAUGGGCAGCAAAAGGGGAGGAUUAAUACAAAGAAACUCGUAGGCUGCGACUGAACGUAUUUCACUAGUGGGAAUGUGAACACGCCGCGGUUUUCAAACGUGGAAGCGCUGAGGGAAUGCAGUGGCGUUCUAAGCCACAAGGCGUACCACCACAAAAUAUUCCGUGGCACUGCUGCAUAUGGAGCAAUGUGUGUCGUGGGUGGUAGGUAUUUUUUAUAAAAUCAAUAUCCUGUUAAUAAACAUUUCAAACAGCUUGCUGGUAUUUGGUACAACAGUGUCUUUUAUUUAGACACUCAAAAUCCCUUUACACACAAGCCAGAUUGUCAUUAUAUUCAUGGCUUGCAUUUUCAUGUAGGUAUUUUAAUUUCAACGACUUUUAAAUUAACUGAUUACUUCUGUAGGUGAGUCUGACUGACAUGACGGAUGGAAUAUUUUUGUCUCUUAGUGCCUUUUUUUUGUUUUUCUCGUGAAGAAGCUUUUUGAGUCUCGAUUAAUUGGACAAUCAGCUAAGCCUCUUGUCUGGUACAACCCUGCCCAAGGGGAGUAAAGGUGGUAGGUUUACGAUCUUGGAACCUCUUGGCUCUCAUUCUCUGCAGCUUGUCUCAGUCAAGUUGUGCCGUUGGGAAGGGAGGGUUUGGGAGGGGGUGAGAAAGCUCGGGUUGAUUUUGUGUUUGUGGCAGUCACUGGAAAUGGCCUGCUUUGGUUUCCCUAACAUUGUUUUACACACGCAUCUAUAGCAGUAGUAAUCUACCCACAGUGUGUGCGCCUGUGCAAAUUGAGUUCUCUUGUGUGCAUCAUCUGAUUCUGUUUAAUGCUUCGAGGAGUUGACUAUGGACUGUCUUGUCUUUCAAUACUUGUACAGAAAGUCUUGUUUAAAAAAAAAUCUGUGUAAUUUAACUGUGUUACACUGUAUUAGAAAUGCUUUUUUUUGGCAGAAAUUUGUAGCAGGGUAUUGCAAGUGAAAAUAGAAGCCUGCAACCUCCUGCUAUUCAGAGUACCUCCCUCCUUUUUUUAAAACAAACUUGUACAGGUUGUAAUUAAGAUGAUUAGAAUAGAAAUGUUGACAUUUUUUAAUAAAUAAGAUUCGAUAAAUUA